GUCAACGACCAACGUGCACAGACGCUAUCUGCACGUGAUCCACACCCACCCACGCGGGACUUUCCUGCCUGGGUACCGCGAGACUUUGCUGGGGCACGACCACCACAAAGACGACAUCACCCAAGAAAAUCUAUUCAACAGAAAUGGCAAGUUCCCAUUCCCCACGAGGUUUGAUUGGAUCAGAAUGGGCAAUUCCGUUCUCAACUUCUCAUGCUCUUCCUUCCUCAUUAGACCUCACCGCACAGCAAGAAUCUGGUUUCCACGCUAGCUUUCACCAUACCACCACGCAGCCAACUCUGCUCUCCACACAGCAAUCACACCAAGAAAUUCCUUCCACAUGCCUUCCCUUGGCUUGGCUCUUAUGCUGCUGGCCUCUUUGAUCUCUCCGGCGAGCUCCUGCACGGAGCAGGAGAAGAUCUCCCUUCUCCGGCUCCUCGCCGGGCUCUCGUGGAACGGUGGCCUCGCGACGUCGUGGCGGAGCAACACCGACUGCUGCACAUGGCAAGGGAUCACCUGCAACCAAGAUAGGAAGGUCACCGAUGUUUCGCUGGAUUCUCGAGGCCUCGAGGGGUCUAUCUCGCCAUCCCUCGGCAACCUCACCGAGCUCUUGCGCCUCAACCUGUCGCGCAACUCUUUGUCCGGCGCCUUGCCGCUGGAGUUGGUGUCAUCCAGCAGCAUAAUCGUCCUUGACGUCAGCUUCAACCGCCUGACAGGGGCGCUGCAUGAGCUGCCAUCUUCAACCCCUGUGCGGCCUCUGCAAGUACUCAACAUCUCAAGCAACUUAUUUACAGGCCAGUUUCCGUCCACCACAUGGAAAGCAAUGGAGAAUUUGGUCGCACUCAAUGCCAGUAACAACAGCUUUACUGGACAGAUACCAUCGACGCCAUGUGCGAGCGCGCCAUCUUUGGCCGUGCUUGAACUCAGUUUUAACAAAUUCAGUGGAAAUAUCCCUCCAGGACUUGGUAAUUGCUCCGUGCUGAAGAUGCUCAGCACUGGCUACAACAACCUCUGUGGGACUCUUCCAGGCGAGCUCUUCAAUGUUACCACGUUAGAGCACCUCUCUUUGCCUAACAAUUGGUUAGACGGAGGUGUCAAUGGCAUCGGCAAGCUCACAAAUCUGGUCACCCUUGAUCUUGGGCAGAAUGGUUUCAGUGGCAACAUUCCAGAGUCUAUAGGUGAUCUGGAGAGAUUGGAGGAGCUGCAUUUGGAACACAACAAUAUGUCAGGGGAGCUGCCAACAGCUCUAAGCAACUGCACAAAUCUCGUAACAAUUGACCUCAACACCAACCGCUUCAGUGGAGAACUCAACAAGGUCAAGUUCGCGAGCCUGUCCAACCUAAGAAAAUUAGAUCUUCUUUUCAACGACUUCACCGGCACAAUUCCAGAAAGCAUAUACUCCUGCACCAAUCUGACUGCACUGCGACUAUCUUACAAUCAAUUCCAUGGUCAAUUGUCAGAGAAAAUAAGCAAUCUGAAGUACCUCUCAUUCCUAUCACUUUCUAAUAACUCGCUUACAAAUAUCACAAGGACACUUCAGAUCCUUAGUAGUUCCAAGAGCCUCACUACCCUUUAUAUUGGAUGCAACUUCCUGGAUGAGACCAUGCCACAGGAUGACAGCAUUGAUGGUUUUGAGAACCUUCAGGUUCUUUCCAUGAGUGAGUGUUCAUUGUCUGGAAAAAUACCUGAUUGGUUAUCAAAACUCACAAAUUUGGGGAUGCUAUUUUUGCAAAGCAAUCAACUAACUGGACCGGUACCUGACUGGAUCAGCAGCCUGAACUUGCUCUUCUAUCUAGACAUAUCAAACAACAGCUUUACAGGGGAUAUUCCAGCUGCCUUAAUGGAGAUGCCAAUGCUGAGAUCAGACAAGACUCCACCAAAGGUCUUCUUUGAGCUGCUUGUUUGGAACGAGAACACAUUUAUGCAGUACCUCAUGCUCAGUGCUUUUCCUAAGGUGCUUAAUCUAGCCAUCAAUAAUUUCACUGGUGUGAUCCCAGAGGAGAUCGGACAGUUAAAAGGACUCAUUUCACUGAACUUGAGCUCUAAUGGAUUUUCCGGAGGGAUACCAGAACAGAUCUGCAACCUCACGAACCUCCAGGUGCUUGACUUGUCUGGUAAUCAACUCACUGGUACAAUUCCAGCUGCACUGAAAAAUCUGCAUUUCCUUUCCAGAUUCAAUGUUUCUAAUAAUGACCUGGAAGGCCCUAUUCCAAACGUCGGCCAGUUUAGCACAUUUCCGGAUUCUAGCUUUGGUGGAAACCCAAAACUGUGUAGCCCUAUGAUCACAAACCAAUGUGGUUCAGCAGAAGCAGGUCCGGUCUCCACAAAACACAUUGGUAAUGAGGUUAUCUUUGCAAUCGCCUUUGGUAUUUUCUUUGGUGUAGGAGUCCUAUAUGACCAGAUAGUCUUAGCCAGAUAUUUUGGCUAAAGCCUUGUAAUUUGUUCUCACUGCCCAAACCGUGUGAGCUCAAGUGGUUCUCAGUUCAGCAAGACGAUGUCUGUGGCUCCUGCCCCAGCAAGAUCAACAUCCCUGGUAAAUCCGGUAUCUCGAGCUACAGGCAUUCAAUCUGUACAGCAUGUAAAUGAAAAUAGUUAGCAAUUUAGGAAAUAUCAAGAGUGUGUAAUCCUACUAUUUUUUGUGGAGAAUAUAUAACCAGUCUUUCACUA
Messenger RNA from Triticum aestivum (bread wheat), 2664 nucleotides. Its product is annotated as receptor-like protein 2. The coding region runs from base 338 to 2425 and encodes 695 amino acids. Lineage: Eukaryota; Viridiplantae; Streptophyta; Magnoliopsida; Poales; Poaceae. Gene Ontology annotation, molecular function: protein binding. The transcript has a single exon. The record is from RefSeq and is a predicted model, not a curated record.